Trichoderma gamsii is the source of this 573-nucleotide messenger RNA. RefSeq lists its product as hypothetical. The coding region runs from base 1 to 573 and encodes 190 amino acids. The record is from RefSeq and is a predicted model, not a curated record. The transcript has a single exon. NCBI's taxonomy places the organism in Eukaryota, Fungi, Ascomycota, Sordariomycetes, Hypocreales, Hypocreaceae.
AUGCUGUUGGCUGUUGGCUGCUGGCCCCCGAGUCCCGUCCAGCAGCCGCUGCCAGCUCGGCACGGCACAUCUGCCAGCGACAUCGACUGCAGCCACUCCCUGAUUCGUGCCGGGGCCAAUGCAAGCUGGCCGCGGGGCCACAUCCGUCGCGACACGUCAAAUCACCGCUCGGCUACUGACUUUCUGGCUCUGCCCCAGGCCAAGCAGCGGCAGGGCACCGAGUUGUCACAGUCGACAUGUUACCUGUCAUCUCCCGGCCCUUGUGCCAGCAUGUGCUGUGGUCUCAGCUGCUGCUCCCCUCCCAUCGCUGGACUUGGCUCGCCACCCAUGCCUGAAGCUGUCCUCGACAUUCUCGUGCACAAUCUGCGCCAACCAACCCUGACAAGCGCAGCACUCGCUCUCCAUGGAGGCCUAGACGUCGAUGUAGUCAUGCCCUCCCGCCCUCAUUUGAUGGUUGAGCCGUCUUGGCUAGGCCCAAUCCAUGGUGACAGCCUGUCUCCCGUGCAUAUUCCCCGCCUCCCGCGAGCGGGUCGAUCGAUAUUGGCUGCAGUCAAUAUUGAUUCCCUUCACUGA